AUGACUGCUAUUAGUCUGAAACUUGUCCUUGCGUUAUUAGUGCACCGCCUCCGACGGAAGCGCAGGCGCUCCAUGUACGCUCGUGAAAUUUUCGCGGAACGAAGAACCACCGGCGAGUACCACCAGCUAGUGCAAGAGCUGCGGCAGAAGGACCCGGAGUACCAUCUCAAGUAUUUCAGGAUGACCAAGGCCUCUUUUGACAGACUUUUGAGCCUUAUGUACGACCGCCUCAUCCAUCCGCCAAACCACAGGAACCCAAUCGGCCCAGCAGAAAGGCUAGCAGUCGCAAUACGAUUCCUGACAACCGGCGGCUCCAUGUUGGACAUUGCUUUCAGUUACCGCAUGCAUGCGUCCACAGUGUCUGGGAUUCUGAAAGAAACCCUACCUGCUAUUUGGGACUGCCUUUCCCCAGUUGUACUCGCACAGCCAAGCAAAGAUGAAUGGGAGGCCAUUAGAAAGAACUUCGAUUCCAAGUGGAACUUUCCGAAUGCUGUGGGGUGUAUAGACGGCAAACAUUUUGCCAUUACUUGUCCUGAUGGCAGUGGUUCGGAGUUUUACAAUUAUAAGGGUUUUUAUUCAUUGGUCAUGCUGGCUCUUGCAGACGCAAAUUAUCACUUCAUAUUGGUUGAUAUCGGUGCCCAGGGCCGAAUGUCUGAUGGCUCUUUUUUCAGUAAAAGUGCUAUCAGAACGAGUUUUGAAAAUAACACUUGACUUGCCUUCGGGUCACAAUGGCCUGCCACUCUGCAUCGUUGGAGACGCAGCAUUUCCACUGAGGCCCUACUUAAUGCGCCCCUACCCCGGCAGACAGUUGAGUGAAACGAGAAAAGUAUUUAAUUAUAGGUUGUCGCGUGCACGCCGGUGCGUCGAAAACGCAUUUGGAAUUUUAGUCUCUCGAUGGCGCUGCUUCCUCGGAACUGUCAGCGGUGACGUAGCGUUGCUUACAGACAUGGUUAAGGCGGCGGUGUGCCUGCACAACUUUCUUUUGUCUGACAAUGCCUACUGCCCAAAUGAUUA
Dermacentor albipictus is the source of this 1014-nucleotide messenger RNA. The record is from RefSeq and is a predicted model, not a curated record. Lineage: Eukaryota; Metazoa; Arthropoda; Arachnida; Ixodida; Ixodidae.